This is a messenger RNA of Phytomonas sp. Hart1, 1619 nucleotides long. The record is from the annotation of a GenBank genome assembly. Lineage: Eukaryota; Euglenozoa; Kinetoplastea; Trypanosomatida; Trypanosomatidae.
UUUAAAGUGUACUAAGGAAUCAGGGGAACAAUAUAUUAAACCUUUUCGAAUAGAUUUCUGGUAGUUUAUUAUACUUUUCUAAUUAAAUAAAGAGAAUGCUUGAGCAGUCUUCGGAUGCUGUUCUUCGAAUGACCGAUGAGUAUGCGGCGGCAUUUGAUCUAGAGGUGUGGAAGGCGCAGCAAAAGGCUCGCUUUCGUUCACAACUUCGCCAAGCGAAAGAAAAUCUCGAGCGGGAGAUCCACUUAGCGGUGAGGGAAAAAGAAAAGGAAAACAUAGCGGAAUUAGAGAAUACACGUAAAGACCUCGAAAAGGUGGCGAAACGUUUACAGGAGGAUGAAAAAGCUAUUCAACGUCAGACUCAACAGCUCGAACUCCGGGAAGCGGCAUUUGAGGCGCGCCGAGUUAAGGUUGCGGAGCAGCACGAAAUACAUAUUAAUCGCACUGAGCAGCGCGCAAAACGCACUAUAGAAGACGCAUUUUCUCGUCAAACCUUCUUGGAGUCUCAGGUUUUAGAAAAGGAUACUAUGAUAAACCAACUAAAGGAUAAAUUACAGAGCUUAGAAACAGAGUACGAUUCGCUAAAAGAAAAGAUGGAUUCCUGUUUAGCUGUGCAAUCGAACUCGCAUGCUGAAAGUCUUAGAAGGAUGGAGCAAAAGGUCACAAAAGCAAACAAAGCCAUUGAUGAAUUGAAAAGUAUUUUAAACGAUCGUACGUACCUUCUUCAGCGGUUAUGGUCUGAAAAUGAGGAGAUGCAGAUGCAGCUUACGCAGUCUAAGUUGAAUUCGGAAACCUUAUUCAAGAAGUAUCACGAUCUAAUGAACAUGUGGUAUGUUAGGGAGCAUAAGGAUAAGGUAAAAGAGAUAAAGCGACUUGACGAUAAAGUUCAGCAACGUCGGUUGCGUGAGGAAUCACAAUCAAAGCCUGCAGACGAUCCUCUUUAUAAGAUAUUGUAUUCUUUGAAGGCGGAGGUGGCUUCAUAUCUGAAUGAAGUACCUCCAACGCAGCGUGAGAGCGGGGUGACUCUAAAUCGCUCUUCCACGCCAUCCUUUGUGUGUGUCGAACGUCCGCUUCCUGUUACUCCUUCUACUUCCGCUUCUCCACAUCCUCCACAAGUUGUCGAGCGCAUUCCUGCAGCUUCUUAUAUUGCUGACGGCGUAAUGGCCAUAAACCCUCUUGUUGAAAAAGCUGAUGGAGACGGUAUUUCAGGAAACACUUCCACCAGUUCCUAUCCACAUGUGGAGGUGGAAUCCUGGAGAUCCGAUGAUGGGGAUGAAAAGGAGAAAGACAAGGAAAAUAAUAAGAAAAACAAAGAAGCAAGGGAGAUUGAGGUUGGAAAAAUAAGACAGACGUAUGUUUCUACCUUGCCACCUCUCGCUCCUGUUGUUUCUACUACUAUGCAAGAGGUUUCUCCUUCUCCAGAGGAUUUUGCCGAAGCCACAAAAACCGGUGCCCCUUCGGCAGAAUCCACACGCAACGAAAUGAUGAUUUUUGUUUAUCAACUGAAGAUUAAUAGGCAAAAGCUAUUAGAUACGGGGGUAUACAACGAGGAUCAUGCGGUUAUCAAGGAAAUGGAUGAAAAAGUUGCUUUAUAUGAGCAAUAUCUUGCAGUAUAUACUUAG